CCACGCCCAUGUGCACUUGUUAUUUUUUUGUUUUUUUUUCAGUGCAGAGGUCGGGUGACGCCCCUCCCCGACUGCCUGUCCCUCCAGCAUCAGCACCUCCAACCUGAACGACGCGAACCGCCGCCGAGAUGCUCCGCGACCACAGCGCCUCCGAGCCGUGAUGCUCCCCGGGUCGAGCGGCGGUGGCAUGGACGAGCCGAGCAGCAGAGAGACGCUUGAGACGCUGGGUAUAUUAAUUGUUUUGUGCACAUUUAUGCUGCCUCGCUGCCUCCAUUCAUGAUGCACCAUUCAUGCAUCCCUUAGAAUGGAAGCACGUUGCGAGGAAAACAUUAAAAUAUAGCCCUGUGUUUGUGUAGUGUCUCCUCUCUGAGCCUUGGAGCCACCCUCAUUUGAUGAAGUUUCUUUUGCAGUAGGUCAAAGUGAUGAAGCCGUGGCCGCAGCCUGUUUCGCCUUUUCUCUUUUGAGGGCGCCGCACAAAUGUAGGGCUAAUACAAGCCAAGCAAACAAAGGCAUCCAGCCCCCUGUGACGCACCUGCUGCCCUGUCGCCUCUUGACAUGACAGCACAGCGCCGAAACAGGACCACCAGGAUCAAGGGGCACCGACGUGCAGCCGGACGUGUGGACUCGAUAAGGAAUAAAGGAGCCGCCAGACGCACGGCGGAGGAGCAGCAGCAGCCCAGGGGAGGCCGGAUUGCAGUUUCUGGGGACGAGCACCAAGGGCAGUGCGGCAGUCAGCAGACAGACCGGGGGAAGGAGGCUGCGGAGAUCUGUGAUACCUUCCCCCCACUCUCUGCUGCGCUCUCACCUUCACAUCAUCCCAUUUACCACGAAAAGAUGACGGCGGACGGUUUUAUACACGUUCUGUGGUGACUUUAACUUCCGCAGUGAUGCUAUAUUAUUUAUUCCCCCGUUUCUUCUCAACCAAUCAGCGAUGAUUGGCAAUUAAAAGAUUGAUCUGCUCUUCAGGCAAGGGUGGAACCCGGAGGAGACUGAUGUGCAUACUGGACAGGUGUAAUUUGCCCCCUUCUUCACUGGUUGUGCUUACUUUGCUACUCGCCAGCGUUAUGGGCUGCAUUCAGAGCAUCGCAUGCAAGCCGCGCAUCAGACGGGAGAAUAUUGUGGUGUACGAGGUGUCGGCCUCCAUUGACCAGUGUCCGACCAUCAUUGAGGAGAACUCGCCCAUAGUGCUGCGCUACAAGACGCCUUACUUCAGGGCCUCAGCAGGGAUUGUGAUGCCGCCGGUGCCCCGCAACGAAACUUGGGUGGUGGGCUGGAUCCAAGCGUGCACCCAGAUGGAGUUCUACAACACCUACGGUGACAUCGGCAUGUCCAGCUGGGAGUUGCCAGAACUGCGAGAGGGCCGGGUCAAGGCCAUCAGCGACUCGGACGGGGUCAGCUACCCCUGGUACGGCAACACCACCGAGACGGUCACCCUCACCGGCCCCACGUCCAAGCCGUCGCGUCUCACGGUCAGCAUGAAUGACAACUUUUACCCCAGUGUGACCUGGGCGGUUCCCAUCAGCAACAGCAACACGCCCAUGUUGACCCACAUCACCAGGGACCAGAGCUUCAUCACCUGGCUGGUUGCCAUGAACUCUGUCACCAAGGAGCGCAUUGUGCUGCAGACGGUGCGGUGGCGGAUGCGGGUGGACAUUGCUGUGGACCCAGACAUGCCGCUGGGCUCACGGGCGUCUCUGGUGGGUCGUCCCCACCAGGAGCAGCCUCACAUCCUCAACUACCAGGAGCCCAUUCCCCCUAAUGCACUGGGGAGGCCGAACGCCAAUGAUGCCCAAGUGUUAAUGUGGAGGCCCCGGCGAGGGGCGCCACUAGUGGUUAUACCGCCGAAAUAAGGGGGGUCAGCUGCAAAGACAAAGUGACGGCUCCCUCUCAGAGAAAAUGGGAGAUGUCAAUGGGAAUAAAGUGAAUGAAGUAACGACGCCUACCUGAGAGGAGGGGAUUUAUGGUUUUCCUCAAGUUACCAAUGGCUCGUUACCAUUGAUUUGAGUGGACCAUUAUGACAAAUCACAGUGGAUGUUAUGCCUUGAAUGUGGCACAGCGAGGUGUCAAAUUGGAAGUCUACUGAAAACUGGUGCCAGGGGCCGCGAGGCAUCGAUGCCUGUUUGGCCCAGGCAAGUUUUGGGCCGUAUUAGAGUUCUGCCUGCCCUUUGGCAAGGAAGGAACAUUGUUUUUAGACGUACCACAGAAGUAUAAGACCACAAAGAGAACUGCAUCCCGCAUCCUUUAUGUAGAUCUUAUUGCAUGAGAGAGUGAGAGAGAAAAAACUGUCCCUGAGAGGCAUAAGAAUAGCAUUUCUUUUAUAUAACUUGAUACCUGAAGACAUUUUGAUUGAAAAUUAAGUUGCAUCGCCCAUUAAAUCCUGCAGGCUGGAUAAACUUUUGUCAGUGCCACUAAUGGCCUUUUAGCACAUUCAAUACCACACUUAAAGGAUGCAUUCAGAAGUUUUAAAAGAGACAAAGUAUUAUAUGAAUCUUCUGUUAGGUUAAGAUAAAACUCACACAUCGAUUCCGAUUGUAUUAAGAGCACCAACUUGGCAUAAAGGUCUGGAAAAAGAAUCUGCUGUAGUCUUGACUGGAGUUUUCUAUGCACCAACAUUUUUUUUUUUAUCUCAAAAAGUAGCAUCUGCACCCGUUUGCCUCACUAGUGCCAGUAAUAUUGUACUCAUAUGAGUGGCAGACUAUAACAGGGCAAGGUGGAGCUGUUAAGUAAUAGAUUUGGACAAGUGCCAUCCAUCCUCAUUUCAGACAAGAAGCUGAUGUCGGUCUGGGUUAU
Molecule: messenger RNA, 2790 nt
Organism: Myripristis murdjan (pinecone soldierfish)
Lineage: Eukaryota; Metazoa; Chordata; Actinopteri; Holocentriformes; Holocentridae
Gene: fam78ba
Product: family with sequence similarity 78 member Ba
Exons: 3
Coding region: 993-1850 (285 amino acids)
Source: RefSeq, a predicted model, not a curated record